Molecule: messenger RNA, 2963 nt
Organism: Nymphaea colorata (pocket water lily)
Lineage: Eukaryota; Viridiplantae; Streptophyta; Magnoliopsida; Nymphaeales; Nymphaeaceae
Product: phosphatidylinositol 4-kinase gamma 4-like
Exons: 2
Coding region: 797-2560 (587 amino acids)
Molecular function (GO): protein binding
Source: RefSeq, a predicted model, not a curated record
AAGACUGCGAGGUUCGUUCGGGAGAGAGAAGCUCCGAAAAUUAUCGUCGUGGAUCAUCUUGGAAGUUCCUGGAAUUUCCUUGCCAUAAUCAGCCCCUCCCUCUCCCUGUUUCUCUCUCUCCGCUCCCCCCCUCCCUCUCUUUAAGAGUUCGCUGUUUCCUUUCUCCCAUUUCUGGUUCUUGUCUGGUGAGAAAUUAGUUCUUCUCCUUCAUCUCUCUCCUUUUUCCCCUUUCCUGUGCCUUUUCCUGUAUCUCCUCAAUUGGUGUUCUGGUGUUCCUUUUUUGGUUUUCGUUCAUUUUAUCAGAGUCAGAAACCAAAAAAAUUGAAUAUUUUUCUUGUGGGUGGUGACAUUUUUACGGUUUGAGAUAAGGGACGUCUUGCGCUUUGGGGCAUUUCCUUAGUCUUUGGAUUAGGGUUAUGUCCCCAUCGUCGUUCUGGUACGAGCUUUGAAUUCUCGGUUUUUGUUAUAGGAAUUUGAGUUAUGGGUUUGUAGUUUGAUUCGUGAGUUUCUCAAGAAUCCAAUCGAGGGGAAAAGAUCGCUUCUUUUCCUUUUAAUUGGUAAGAAAAUGGGUUCUCUUUCUUAAUCCCUGUUGUUGUUAGGCGUGUAAGCCUUCAAAUCCCAAGGCUUUUACUUGAGGUUCCAGAGGGAAGAUUCGAUCUUUCCCGUCCUUCUUCAAAAGAAGGAGUUCUUCUUGUGAUCCAAUGGAGUCGUAGGAGUUGUUUUUGGGGCUAGCUGCGUCUUUGGGGCGGUUUAGGUAGAAGCUUCAGGUUCUUCGGUUGGUUUCUGCAUCCCGAGGAUGUCGACUGCUGCUGGUGUUCUGAGCCCCGUUCGCGAGGACCACUUUGUCUCUAUGGGCUACGCUCGAAGGGGCAAGUCAUGGGACGAAUCGAUCCUCAUCUACCUCACCCUUGCUGGUUCUGUAAUCCCGAUGCGCGUGUUGGAGUCGGAUUCAAUCGCCUCCGUGAAGCUGAAGAUCCAAACGUUCAAGGGAUUUCUGAAGAACAAGCAGAUGUUGGUUCAUCGCGGAAGAGAGCUCGCAAGAAACGAUUCUUUGAUCAAGGAUUAUGGGGUGUCGGAUGGCAAUGUGCUUCAUCUGAUCAUUCGUCUGUCCGAUCUUCAAUCCAUCACGGUGAAGACCGUAUGCGGUAAGGAGCUUGAAUUCCAGGUCGAACGGCAUAGAAAUAUUGGCUAUGUCAAGCAGCAGAUUGCCCGCAAAGGAAAGGGCCUCGUCGAUCUCAAAGAUCAGGGUCUCGUCUGUAAUGGGGAGGAGCUAGAUGAUCUCAGCCUUGUCGAUGAUAUCUGUACAGAUGGGGAGGCUAUGAUUCAUUUGAUAGUGCGGAAGAACGUCAAGCUUAGUGGGAGCCCGGUAGAGAAAGACUAUGAAUUAUCAAUCGUUGCAUCGACUGUCAGCGAGAAACCGGUCGAUGAACAGAGGACCACGGAGGAAUGGAGCUAUAAAUCGGAGUUUGAAGCCAUAACCAGGAAAACACCUGAUAGCGAUUACUGGUUGGAACCUGUGAUUGUGAACCCUGUGGCAGGAUUGGGGAGCGUGCUUAGGGAUCUAAUAGAUUCUGUGGUUGACGGAAUGGCGAGUGGUUACUCGCCUAUCAGGUCUUCGGAGGGCUCAGGCGGUGCUUAUUUCUUACGUGAUUUCUCUGGUAACAAGUACGCGGCAGUGUUCAAGCCCAUUGACGAAGAACCUAAGGCUGUGAACAAUCCGAGAGGGCUGCCCGUAUCUCUGGACGGAGAGGGACUGAAGAGGGGCACCAGAGUUGGUGAGGGAGCUCACAGGGAAGUUGCAGCCUACAUUCUGGAUCAUCCGAAGGGCGGCAGGCGGCUCUUUUUUGACAAUGCAGUAGGUUUUGCUGGUGUGCCUCCGACGGUUAUGGCCAGGUGCUUGCAUAGUGGGUUUAAUCAUCCUGAAGGUUAUGACCGGUCUGCGAAAAACGUCAAGUUUGGGUCGCUGCAGAUGUUCCAGAAGAAUUAUGGAAGCUGCGAGGACAUGGGACCUGGUGCUUUUCCAGUUCAAGAGGUUCAUAAGAUCUCUGUAUUGGAUAUAAGGCUGGCAAAUGCAGAUCGGCAUGCUGGAAAUAUCUUGGUCUGCAAGGCAGGGGAUGAAGGAAGAACCGUUCUGAUUCCUAUAGACCAUGGAUACUGCAUCCCUGAAAACUUUGAAGAUUGCACCUUUGACUGGCUUUACUGGCCCCAAGCUCGCGAACCAUAUAACGCUGAAACCGUUGACUACAUUAUGUCCAUGGAUGCCGAGAAAGACAUAGCACUUCUGAAAUUUCACGGUUGGGAGUUGUCACUUGAGUGCUCCCGCACACUUAGAAUCUCCACCAUGCUUCUGAAGAAGGGUGCACAGCGCGGGAUGUCCCCAUAUGAAAUCGGGAGCAUCAUGUGCCGGGAAACUCUGAACAAGGAGUCGGUCAUCGAGGAGAUCAUGCAUGAAGCACAAGAGGGCAUUCUCCCAGGCAUGAGCGAGACUGCGUUCCUGGAUGAUGUUUCCCAGAUCCUGGAUCGUCGCCUGGAUGACCUCGUUGCAAAAAAGGGGAUUUGAUUUUCUCUUUCCUAACACCGAAGAUGUCACGUACCAGAAUGCAUAUCUUGUAUAUGCGUACAUAUGUAUAUACAUGUAUCUAUGUACGUAUAUAUGCAUAUGAGUGUGCAUGCGUGUGCAUAUUCGUAUGCACGUAUGCAUAUAUACUAUAUAGCAGCUAGAACUGACCCCCCCUCUGUUUUGUUUAUAUUCGUCUUUGCAACCGCAAGGAGGUGAGAGGUUGCUUGAUAUUUCAGACUGCAGCUUUGUUUUUGCGUUUGUUUGUAUGCUCUCAAACUGUUUUGACAGGUUAAAGUCCACUGUCACUGUAGCUUGUGACUUGCUUUUUCGAUUCAUUGUAGCCUUCUCAGACAGUAAGAUUGCUAAAAUAAUGUAUGUCUUAUAUUAUAUUUUCUGUUGUUUA